AUGAUGCAUAGGAUGGUUACCACGUCUACUCUUGUCACGAGCAAUGAUGAGUUGGUAGGCUAUAGUGAGGGCCUAGAAUGCCUGCUCCUCCAGGGCUACUACCAAGCCAAUGCUGGUAACCUGCGCAAGGCAUGGAUCAGCUUCCGGCGGGCGAUGUGUCUUGGUCAACUGAUGGGCAUUGACCGUGGCCAAAAGAGAGCCUUCCGGUCCUGCAACCCCCAGACACCACCACAAGAACGACCGACGGCCGAGUUUCUCUGGUACCGCAUCAUCAACUCUGAUCGAUACCUCUCGCUCCUGCUCGGCUUGCAGCACGGUACGGACGACAACAGCUUCCUUUACAGCGUGGCUCAUUCGCGGGACACUCCGAUGGAACGCCUAGAGAAGAUCCACACCUAUCUAUCUGCGAAGAUCAUCGAGCGGAACCAAGCCAAGGGCAAACGAGCAUAUUCUUUGACACAGGAAAUAUGCUACGAGCUCGACGAGGCCGCGAAGACUAUGGGCGAGAGCUGGUGGGAGAUUCCGAAGAUGGAUCCAUUCGACAAGCCCGGCGAGAUAUACGAAUACACGGCCCAGAUGAUUCUCCAGAUUCAUCACUCGACGAUGCUUGUUCUGCUGCACUUGCCGUAUAUGCUACGCGAGCCGAACGAGAGCCGGUACGAUUUCAACAAAUGCACCGCCAUGAAAGCGUGUCGAGAUGUCCUCAAGAGGUUUAUCGUCUUCCGGUCAUUGAACGUCUCGGCAUUCUCCUGUCGCAGAGUUGACUACGCUGCACUGAUCGCAACCAUGACUCUUCUCCUUGGUUACCUCCGUCGACGAAAGGCUGAGCCUACCGGGCCUCUGUACGAGAAGAGAUGCCGGGAAGAUAGAGAACUCGUCGAAAAGACCAGAAAAAGGAUGGAACACAUUCAAAACCUGAACAAGGAUAAGCUCUCUGGUGAAUCCUGCGAGAUCAUCAAGCAGAUGUUGCCUAUCAUUAUCAAGGCUGGCACCGAGGAGGUCGUGUCCCUUGAGCAGGGACCAGCAGGGUGGGACGACGGUGUGCAUCUCAAUGUCCCUUUUCUUGGAACGAUCAACGUCUCCAAGGCUGAUCCAGCCGGGGCAUCAUCUUCGGUUGACCCACGGUGCAUAGAUAUUGACCCAACCGCGCUGGCUUUCUGCAGCGACAUCUCCUUUAGUGCGCCGUCUCUCCUCGCGUCUGCAGACGGCACCAUGCAGCCAAAUGCGCCGGUCAAUAACGAGGGAGAUCUGCUGGCUCCCGAUGUCGCCGCAGAAGGCUACGAAUGGGCUUUCCAGGGCGUAGAUACAGCGUUUUGGUCAUUAUUGAACGAGAGCGUUGGCUUAGAUGGCUGA
Molecule: messenger RNA, 1353 nt
Organism: Phaeoacremonium minimum UCRPA7
Lineage: Eukaryota; Fungi; Ascomycota; Sordariomycetes; Togniniales; Togniniaceae
Product: putative c6 zinc finger domain containing protein
Exons: 1
Coding region: 1-1353 (450 amino acids)
Source: RefSeq, a predicted model, not a curated record